ACAAACACAUGUCCCACAUCUCUCGUGACCUACCGGUUAGGAAGGUCGGGAGGGUUUCAACGGCGCGAGGUUCGGACUGAGCUUCGGAAACCCCGGAACCUGCAUUUGCAGACACACACUCAGAGAGAAGAUUUCGUCUGGAUAGCCGUUAAAUUUUUCCCUCUUCGAUUUCCCUCCCUUUUUCACUGAUUUCUGUGGUUAGGGUUUUAAGCUGCAGUGCUGCUACUGCUGCCGAUGGGGAGCAGAGUUCCCGUGGAGCACUACGAUUUGUCAUCCGCCGCAGCCGCCGCUAACUCCUACAUCGGCACCUCAUUGCACGACCCCAAUUCCGGGGAUGAAGUCGCCGACCCCGCCGCCGAUGAUGUCACCGACGAUAACGAUGACCGCUCCUCCGCUGUCGUCACUGUUAGACUGUAUGCACGAGCCUUACCAAAGCUCUUUACCACUUCACAGCAUGGUGGAGGACGAGAGGAGUAGUCUUGAAAAUAAUGGGUCUUCAUGUGGUUCCUACUCAAUUUUGACAAUUGAUGAUGUGUCACCGAUUGAAACAGCUAGGGCAAGGUUUAUGGACAUUGUCGUAAAUCACUUUAUUGAUCCACAUGUUAUUGAGAUGUCGGAUUACGACACUGAUUACAUGGUGCAACAAUCCUCACAGGAAAUUUUAAGCAAGAGGAAGUCCAAAGAGAUUCGAUAUGAAGGCGAUGCACGCUAUGCUUUGCCAUUAAUGUAUGUUGCUAAUCUCUAUGAAACACUAGUCAAUGAAGUUAACAUGAGAUUAUCAUCAAUGAGUGGCAUCCGUGAGAAGACCAUUGGUGUGGCCCUUGAAGCUGCUGGUGGAUUGUAUAGAAAGCUUGCAAAGAAAUUUCCUAGAAAAGGUAGUUGUACAUUUAAGAGAAGGGAGCUAGCAACUUCAUUUGAAACAAGAUCGAAGUUUCCCGAAUUGGUGAUACAGGAGGAGAAGCGUGUUCGUUUUGUGGUGGUCAAUGGCUUAGCUAUCGUUGAGAAACCAACAAAAAUUGGUAUUGAUGAUGCUGAGUGGUUUAAGAGGCUGACCGGACGGAAUGAAGUUGCUGUUUAUGCUAGAGACUACAAAUUUUAUGCUCCAAGGCACAAGUAUAGGCGCGUUGUGUCGAAUUCUAACUCCAGUAUGCCUGGUUUGCCUGCAUUUCCUAGUCCUGAAAAUUCUUCUUCAAUGGCGACUUCUCAAGGCUAUCGAGCAGCAAAUGAAGCACAGUAUCAUCCUAUGCACCCGGGCCAUAACAAUUCUAUGAAUCACAGUUCACAUUCGACUGAGUAUAUGCACGGCCAACAGUGUAUUCCCCCACCUCAGUUGCCUGAAAUGGUUCACAACCAGCAGCCCUCAGCAGUUCUCAACCAUAUAGCUUUACAGUCUCUUGGAGGGCGUCUGCACGCUUUGCCAACAGGUCCGGCAAAGUUCUGCGACGGAUGUGGAAUUCCUUAUCUGAGGGAGUCCUCAAAGUACUGCUCAGAAUGUGGUACCAAGAGGUUAGGGACUUGAAAUCUCCACUCUACAUUCCAUUCUCUCCAAAUUCUCAUAUUGUAACUUACUCUAAAUUCUUGCCUAAUCUAUUUUCUAGCAAAAAUUAAAUA
Molecule: messenger RNA, 1611 nt
Organism: Salvia miltiorrhiza (redroot sage)
Lineage: Eukaryota; Viridiplantae; Streptophyta; Magnoliopsida; Lamiales; Lamiaceae
Exons: 8
Coding region: 335-1519 (394 amino acids)
Source: RefSeq, a predicted model, not a curated record